CUGCAACACUCAUUAUGGAAGAAAAUGUGGUCAGUAUUACCCUUGCCCUCGCAAGAGACGACACCAAGAUCCUUUGGUAUCUACUAUUCAAUUCAGCACUAUCAUAUUUUGUGAAUUUAACCAACUUUUUGGUCACAAAACACAUCAGCGCCAUGACUUUACAGGUUCUAGGAAAAGCGAAAGGAGCUGUAGCUGUGAUUGUUUCAAUUUUGAUUUUUAGAAACCCAGUCUCCGUCACCGGAAUGCUUGGUUAUGCACUCACGGUCUUCGGGGUUAUACUCUACAGUGAAGCCAAGAAACAAAGCAAAUGAGAGAUCCUAGGAAUACAAUAUGUAUGCGAUCGAUGUAUAUUUUGUUACCUUUAUCGCGAGGACAGCAACAAUGUUCAGAGAGGUAGGUACGUCUGGGGCCAUAUGGUAGCAUAUGAUGCCAUGGAUUUUGUGCCUUGGAUUCAAUUCUUUCUUUACCUUGAAGCCUGGGAAACUGCAUUUUCCUACGAACAGGCAACAGCUGCUGGAUUUAGUCAAAACUUUGAAACUCCAAUAAGUUACUGAUUGGUCUUUAUCAUUCCCAGCUCUUGGUUGUAGAGGAAUAUCGUUUUUAUGGUUUUUGAUUCAUUCAGGGAAAAGUUGUAAAAUUGCUGUUGUUACACAGUCGAUACGUUGUUAAAUUUCCAAUGUUG
Molecule: messenger RNA, 682 nt
Organism: Hibiscus syriacus
Lineage: Eukaryota; Viridiplantae; Streptophyta; Magnoliopsida; Malvales; Malvaceae
Product: probable sugar phosphate/phosphate translocator At3g11320
Exons: 2
Coding region: 15-311 (98 amino acids)
Cellular component (GO): Golgi apparatus
Molecular function (GO): antiporter activity
Source: RefSeq, a predicted model, not a curated record